Molecule: messenger RNA, 652 nt
Organism: Amphimedon queenslandica
Lineage: Eukaryota; Metazoa; Porifera; Demospongiae; Haplosclerida; Niphatidae
Product: rab GTPase-activating protein 1-like
Exons: 3
Coding region: 146-502 (118 amino acids)
Source: RefSeq, a predicted model, not a curated record
GCCCGUAAUGCGGGUUAUGUGAGUGUUCUGGUCCACGUAUGUGGGCGUGGGUUCGAAUCCCACUCUUGACACCAUUUUUUUCUUUUUUUUAUCCAUUUCUUUUUCUUUUUUUUUCUUUUAGGCAAAGACAACUUAUCAAAAAGCCAUGAUCCAACUAACAGAAGAGAGGCAGCAACACGAAGUAGCAAUCACCGAAUACAAGCAGCUACAUAAGCAGUUGGAUGAGGGCCAUCAAAAACAGAAGGAAGAGCUACAUCAAGAACUACUGGAAGUCAAAGCUAAACUUGGCAGCCCUGGUUCAGAAUCCUCCACUUCUGAUCAUCUCUCCUCAUUAUCCUCAGAGCAAAGACUAAGACAAGUAGAACUAGAACUAGCACAAACUAAACUCGCACUGGUAGAGGCCCAAUGCAAAAACCAGGAACUAGAACAUAAAAUCGCUGAACUAAACAACGAACUAUCAUCAAAAGGAAAAGCAUCGUCUUGGCUCUCUAGAUUUAACUAGUGACGCGUGCGUGCGUGUUUUACCUUAUUAUUAUUAUUUGUUGUUAUUAUUAUUAUUAUUGUUUGUUUGUUGUUGUUUAUCGGCUGUGUUUGUGUAUGAUUUUAGUAAUUAUUACAACCAUAAGGUGCAUCAUUACUGAUGUUAUUGUUA